Molecule: messenger RNA, 1392 nt
Organism: Lolium perenne
Lineage: Eukaryota; Viridiplantae; Streptophyta; Magnoliopsida; Poales; Poaceae
Source: RefSeq, a predicted model, not a curated record
AUGACCCCUCCUCCUCUUGGUGUUUCUAAUGUUUUGCAGGAAUUUGGCGACGUAUUUCCGGAUGAGGUACCCGCAGGACUUCCACCAUUGCGAGGUAUUGAGCAUCAAAUCGACUUGAUUCCCAGAGCUUCGCUACCCAAUCGGGCACCAUAUAGAACGAACCCCGAAGAGACGAAGGAGAUACAGAAGCAAGUACAAGCGCUACUCGACAAAGGUUAUAUCCGCAUAAGCCUUAGUCCUUGUGCUGUUCCUGUUAUUCUUGUUCCUAAGAAAGAUGGUACAUGGCGUAUGUGCGUAGAUUGUAGAGCUAUAAACAAUAUCACUAUUCGAUAUCGUCACCCUAUUCCCCGUUUAGAGGAUAUGUUAGAUGAAUUGAGUGGUGCUGCUGUGUUCUCUAAAAUUGAUUUGCGUAGUGGUUAUCAUCAAAUUAGGAUGAAAGAAGGGGAUGAGUGGAAAACCGCCUUUAAAACAAAAUUUGGUUUAUAUGAGUGGUUAGUGAUGCCUUUUGGUUUGACUAAUGCACCUAGCACUUUCAUGAGACUAAUGAACCAUGUUUUGCGUGAUUUUAUUGGCAAAUUUGUCAUAUUUUUGGGUUAUGUUGUCUCUAAGCAUGGAGUAGAAGUAGAUGUGUCUAAAAUUGAAGCUAUUAAAAAUUGGCCUACUCCCAUGGAUUAUCUGAAAGCCCAAUCUACUUUGCAUAGGCGUCUUGCUAAGUGGGUUGAGUUCAUUGAGUCUUUUCCGUACAUUAUUAAACAUAAGAAGGGAAAAGAUAACAUUGUUGCUGAUGCUCUAUCUAGGAAGAAUAUGCUAUUAACUCAACUUGAUGUUAAAAUUCCUGGAUUAGAGGUGUUAUGUGAUUUAUAUGCGACUGAUCAUGAUUUUGUUGAACCAUAUCGCUUAUGUGCUCUUGGUAAAGCAUGGGAAAAAUAUCACAUACAUGAUGGGUUCUUGUUUCGAGCUAACAAACUAUGUGUUCCAGAAUCGUCUGUGCGUUUGCUCUUAUUGCAGGAAUCACAUGCUGGAGGUUUGAUGGGUCACUUUGGGCGUGAGAAGACGCUACUCAUGCUCGCUGAUCACUUUUAUUGGCCAAAGAUGAGGCGGGAUGCUCGAGUCGGCCACCCCCCCCCCUUCAUCUACGACCGCUCCGACGAGGAGGAGCUCGUCCCCGCGCUGGAGCCCACGUACUCCGCGGGAGAUUACGUGCACGGCUCCGACGAGGAGGACGCCGCGGUCGCGCAGGUGGCUGCGAUCUCGGCGGCGGAGGCCCGUGCGCGCUUCCGCCGGGAGGAGGCGGAUGCCGUCCGCCAAGUUCGCGAGUACGAGACGGCUCCCCGUGAGGAGCGUGUCCGCCGCUUCAAGCUCGAGAUAGUUGAGCUUGAUGACGAGGAGUGA